This is a messenger RNA of Ostertagia ostertagi, 378 nucleotides long. The record is from the annotation of a GenBank genome assembly. Lineage: Eukaryota; Metazoa; Nematoda; Chromadorea; Rhabditida; Trichostrongylidae.
AUGGUGGAAACAAGCGCUGAUCGUGUGGCUUGGGGCGUGGCUAUCGGAUGUCUCGUUAUUGUCAUGGGUGGAGCAGGGUUGGUGGCGAAGCUUCAUGCGGAUCUACUGGAACUCAAUGAAAUAGCUGAAGUUGAAAUUGUCAAUUUUCAAUCUGAACAUGAAGUAAUAUGGAAGGAGGCGUUGAAGCUUGGUGAGAAAUUCGGUCGACGAAUCGAAAAACGUCAAGUGCACAGUCGCCGUCAUGCGGACGAACCAUUCCGUUCUAUCCCGAGGAAACGUCAUCUAUACAGCUACCCUCAACCGAUGCGUUACCAAGAGGUUCCACGUUAUUUCGAACCCUUGCAACAAGUCCAUCUGCCGCAACCACAAGAGCCAGGU